AUCGUUCGUCUCUUCGAACAGUGUAUUCGUGACGAUAGAGAGCGAAAUAAAUCAUCAUGACUGGCCGUGGUAAGGGAGGAAAAGGAUUGGGAAAAGGAGGAGCGAAGCGACAUCGUAAAGUACUUCGCGAUAACAUCCAGGGUAUUACCAAGCCAGCCAUCCGUCGUCUAGCACGUCGUGGCGGAGUCAAACGUAUCUCCGGAUUAAUUUAUGAGGAGACACGUGGUGUACUGAAGGUCUUCUUAGAAAACGUUAUUCGUGACGCGGUAACCUACACCGAGCACGCGAAGAGAAAAACUGUGACUGCCAUGGACGUCGUCUAUGCCCUGAAGCGCCAAGGAAGAACUCUCUACGGCUUCGGUGGUUAAAUGUAGACAACUUUUUAUCUUCAUACAAUCGGCCCUUUUCAGGGCCACAAAUUUUAAACUUAGGAUUUCUCUCAUUGUAGCAAUUGCUCUUAGGUUAUUUCUUAUGAUACAAAAACUGGAGUUCCAAAUAAUACGAGAUCAGAAAUAAGUACAGAUGUAAAGCAUUGAAACGAUCUUUAUAAUAGAAUUCAA
Molecule: messenger RNA, 560 nt
Organism: Pogonomyrmex barbatus (red harvester ant)
Lineage: Eukaryota; Metazoa; Arthropoda; Insecta; Hymenoptera; Formicidae
Product: histone H4
Cellular component (GO): nucleosome
Molecular function (GO): protein heterodimerization activity; structural constituent of chromatin; DNA binding
Source: RefSeq, a predicted model, not a curated record